AUGCGCGGGGCUGUCGGUGCUGCUAUCAUGUUUCUGCGCUCUUUCUCCUUCUGCUUCUGUUUACUGCCGGCGGAGCUGCUCGCAAACCUGGCUCCAGAGUGUUAUCCCGGAGGGUACCGGACGUUACGGAACCCGUACCGCAGCGUGGACUUCGACUCCACAGAGCUUCAGAACACGGCCAUCCAGGAUCUGAUCUGCGACCACUCGCUGGAGCCGGGAUGGUACCGCUUCAGCAUCAACAACAAACCUGCAGAGAUGCCCACCAGCUGUGUGGAGAUGAACCGGUGCGGUACUCAGGCUCCGGUGUGGCUCUCUCUGAAGGACGUGUCUCUGCCCCGGCCCGGUGAGGUGAGGCAGCUCUCAGCCUGCGCCACCUGGCAGUUCUUCCACGGCAGCGCUAAAGACUGCUGUCUGUUCCGCAUCCCCGUCACCGUCCGCAACUGCGGACACUUCCUGAUCUACUAUCUGCAGCCCACGCAGGGGUGCAUGGGGUACUGCGCCAAAGUGGUGUCGGAGUUCACUCCUAAAGCCUGUCUGCCCGGCGAAGUGGAGGUCAGUGGAGUCUGUAAAGCUGUCGUCCCCCCGCUGUCCUCCAGGCCGGUGGUGACCGCUGAGCUAGUCGGCAGCAGUGUCCAUCUGCGGUGCUCGUACAGCGGAGUUCAGAGUGGCUGGCCGGUGGGAUACGAGGUGAUCUGGGGGCGCGUUUCCUCCAACAACAUGAAGGUGGAGGUGAGGAGGGACAGGACCACCCAGCUCUACUCCCGUGUGGAGAUGGACGGACUUCACUUCAGACUCGGAGAAACGUUCUCCUGCAGCGUCUCCACGUACCUGCUGAACUCCUCCAGCGUCCAGUCAUCGUCCAGGGAGAGCGGAGGAUUUUUUGCUGGGAUUAAGUUUGUUCCAGAUGUUCUACAGAUCCGUGAGGACGGUAAAGAACACACGCUAAGCGUGCACAGCACCGUACCGAUCUUCUGCUAUGGGUCAGAACCGAACCGCCCCUGCAGGCUGACCUUGCAGCUCAGCGUCCACGAGCCAGACAGUUUAGUAGCUGCGGCUCCAAACGUGGCUCUGUCGUCCUGCCAGCUGGAGCUGGUUUCUCAGCCGUGUCUCGAUGGUGUUUGUGCGCACGGUUCCGUUACCGUCACCGCGGUUACAGAUUUCUCUCGGGACGGGAACCGGCCAAGCCUCCUGAUCGCCCGGCCCACUGGAGUCGGCCCACGGCUCUGGAGAGGAUACACACCCACAGCCCUGAAGAUCACAGUGCAGGACGUCCCCACCAGCAGCUGUUACUCUCUCACUGAUCCUCAUGUCCUCACCUUUGAUGGCAGACGCUUUGAGAACCAGCAGACGGGGACGUUUGUGCUGUAUAAGGCAACCGGUCGAGUGUUCGAGGUUCACUCGCGGCAGUGGGACUGCGGCAGUCGGCACUAUCCCGUAUCCUGCACCUGUGGUCUGGCGGCGCGAGAGGGCAACGAGGUCGUGACCUUUGACAUGUGCAACGGCCAGCUGCAGGAGACACGCCCCCAGCUGUCCAUCAAAAGCCUGGGACCUGUCUCAACCAAUCAGGUCAAGAUUCAUGAAACGCAUCAGGGCAAAAAACUUACGAUCCUGUUUCCCUCGGGGGCGUUUGUGCGGGCGGACGUUGCAGACUGGGGAAUGAGCGUUUCCGUCAGAGCGCCGAGCCGAGACUUUAACAGAACCCGCGGCCUCUGCGGCACCUUCGACAGGAACACUCACAACGACCUCCACAGUCCGGAGGGCAGCAUCUACCAGAACAACGAGCUGGAGCACUUCAUACAGGACUGGAGGCUGGAUCCUGGGGAGAGCCUGUUUGACGGGGCGCCACCUGCUGAGGCCGAGCAGAUAACCAGGAGUUUCUGCGCCUGUCAGAGCGGAUACGGCGCUCAGAACGUCCAGGAAACGGCCGCUCCUCGCUGCCUCUCUCAGGACCACGUGGACCAAACCUCGCUGUUCCCCUCCAGAGACGCCACGGCCGAGUUUAUGGUCAUCUUGCCGGCUGUCCGGAGCGAUCUCACUGAGGAGGAGCUGCGGAUGGACUCGCUGUUUUACCCCGAGACCCCUCAGCUCAGCAGAGAGGCCGUUCCUGACCCCUCUUCUGGUCACAGGUAUAAAAGGCAGGACCGCCUUCAGGGUCUCCAGACUCUCGGUCACAUUGAUCUGGAGAAUCUGGCGUAUUUCUUUCCGGAUGACCACCUGUCCUCAGGCCGCCCAGCUGCCCGCCCCUCCUGGCCCACCCCUGGCGGCCUCACCUCCUCCAAAGCUCUGGAGCUGUGUCGGCUGGCUCUGGUGAACUCCACUGUGGGCGUGGCCUGCGGGCGGGCCCUGGGCCGGCGGCUGGAGGAGGCCGUGGACCUCUGCGUGCUGGACCUCCAGCUGAAGGACGACCUGGCCUGGGAGGACGCUCUGCUCCCCUUCCUGGAGAACGAGUGUGAGAGACGCUGGCUGGAGAACAGAGCCUCCGUGUCCGGUGCGGCGGUGGACGUGGCGAUGGCCCUGCGGUGUCCCAACCUGUGUAAUGGAAAGGGGAAAUGUAUGGAGUGGGGGUGCCAGUGCGAUUCGGGAUACAGCCACUACGACUGCAGCCUCACCAUCAGCCAGCCGGUGGAGCUGACCGACCUGGAGAACGGCGGAGUGUGUGAUGUCCGCGCGCUGGACUGCGACAGCGUGAGAGUGUUUGGACUCGGCUUCAUCGACUCGCCGAAGCUCACCUGCUUUGUCACCAAACUCACGCGUGUGAAUGAGGAGUGGAUUAGCGGAGAGGAGCAGCGAACCAAAGCCACCUUCCUGAGCUCCAAGGCUGUCGACUGCGCCAUCCCACGACUCAGCAACAUGGCCGUCGAAUCCCUGGACUUCCUGGCUGACGAACAGCCAUACGCAAGAUGGGAGAUAACGGUGUCUAAUGAUGGUGCUGUGGUCAGUAACGUGAAGGUGCUGACGCUGUAUGAUGGUGUUUGUCAGCAGUGUGUAGCGUCUCCUUCUGGACUCUGUCAGUUAAAGGACAGGACAUGUAACAUAGAGGGGAUGUGUUUCUCGGACGGAGAUGUUAGCCCGUCCAGCCCGUGUCUCCUGUGUAACUCCUCAGCAUCCAGAUACACCUGGACUAUUAAUCAAGCGAACCGUCCUCCCUCCUUCCUCCCCCCGAGGGACAACCUGCAGACGUUUCUUGGGGAGAAGUUUGUGUUCCAGCUGACUGCGGCGGACCCCGAGGGCUCGGCCCUGCUGUUUCAGCUCCAGGCCGGACCCCUGGGGGCCUCGCUCAGCCCGGCAGGCUUACUGACCUGGAGCGUCGACUCAGAGACCACCCACACCUUCAUCUUCACCAUCACAGACGAGUGUGACGCUCAGAGCAUGCACACUGUACAGGUGGGUGUGAGACCCUGCGGGUGUGUGAACGGCGGUACGUGUGUGACCAACGUGGACCGUCCGGCAGGCAGCGGCGAGUACCUGUGCGUGUGCCCUCCUGGUUUCCGUGGUGACGUGUGUCAGGAGGAGACAGACUUCUGCAGGUCGAGCCCGUGUGGAGCCGGAAUCUGUGUGAAUGCAGACAAAGGGUUCCAGUGCCAGUGUCCCUCCGGACUGAGAGGGCUGAUGUGUCAGGAGGACGUGGAUGAGUGCGAGAGAGAGGUGUGUUUCUCUGGCGUCCGCUGCAUAAACACCUUCGGCUCAUUCACCUGUGGCAGCUGCCCACCGGGUACACAUGGGAAUGGCAUCACCUGCACAGCUGACCAGGUCACUCCCUCUCCUCCCUCAGUGAGAGUGGUCAGCACUACGGUCGCUCCAGCUCUGUCCGGUCCAGCUCUCCUCUCUCCCUCUCACGCCGAACACACUGACCCUGAACUGACCCGGCCAGCGUCCAGCAGCGGACAGAAAACUGGCGAGUAUCCCUGCAUCCCUGUCACUGUGAAGAGCGUGAUGCUCCCACUGAUCCUGAUGUCCUCAUUCAGUCUGGACUGUCCACGGACGGUGGGGGUCGGCACUGACGGUGAGGGUGUGACGCACUCGGGGCAGAUUGGCCUGAACUUCCAGAGGAAGCUGCUAAUUACACAGUCACUUCCAGAACAGAGCUGGAGGCUCAGCACUCACUGUGUGUCUGAUCUGAGGAACGUGACGUCCAGGUGUGCGUCCAGGCCGUGUUUUAUGGGCGUCCAGUGCAUCGACCUGCGCCCGCCGUACGUCGGCUUCGUCUGCGGACGCUGUCCUCCAGGUUACCAUGGCAACGGACGCACCUGCACUAAACGCCCGAAUCACGCAAUUCCUCCUCUGAGCCCCAGCAGCGCCGGCCGCCUCGGAGACUCUCCCAAAUCUCCCCACCUUCACCUGCAGGUUCACCAACUUCCAUCUGCCCCUGCCCGGACAGCAGCCAAUCAGGUUCCCGAGACCAGGCCCCUCCCCCCGACCUCUGCACCAAUCACAGUGCAGAGAGACGCAGCGACGCUCCGAUUACGGCACAUGCCAGUCAGCCGGAGCCCCCCCUCCCCCUCCGGCGCGUCCGUCAGGGUCCUCAAGGGCGGAUUUGUUGGUGUUACGCCCAAAGUGACCCCGAAGGUGACGCUGCCUCUAGAGCGGAUGCCACGGCAACCGAGCCCGGUCACCAUCGCCCGCUCGAGGCCGCUGACCGCUGCGCUGACCGCCGUGACAUUUGCCCUCUCUGAGCCGGAGUUUUCUGCAGAUGGAGAUUUGGGGGUCCGUCUGGAGCCGGGGGACCCCCAACUACUGAACCAGGCAACCUUCACCACUGUGGGCAGGCAGACUCGUCCUGCGGAUCUGGGCGUCCACUCCAGCGUCCAGCACAGCCGGAACCCUGUACCUGCACAGGUGAAGGACAGGAGGGUCACCUGUGGUGAUUUCACCUGCUUCCCAGGUGUGCAGUGUGUGGGGGAGGGGUCUCUCAGGUGCGGCCGCUGUCCACUGGGCUACAUUGGAGAUGGGAGAUCAUGCAGAGCUGUAUGCAGGCACCCAUGCGCCAGGAACAUGGAGUGUGCAGCACCAAACACCUGCCGCUGUAAACAAGGAUACACCGGCCUGGACUGCCAAACAGCCAUCUGCAGCCCAGCGUGCCAGAACGGAGGAGAGUGUGUCGCUCCUGGAGUGUGUGAGUGCAGAGAGGGAUAUCACGGAGAAGCAUGUGAGAGAGCUCUGUGCAGUUCCCCGUGUCUGUAUGGUGGUUCCUGUGUGGGCCGGGACACCUGCUCCUGUCCCUACGGCUUCGUCGGACCCAGAUGUGAAACCAUGGUUUGUAACCGUCAUUGUCAGAAUGGAGGCAAGUGUGUAUCACCUGAUGAAUGUGAGUGUCAGCCAGGCUGGACAGGACCAUCAUGUGAGACUGCGCUGUGUGAUCCUGUGUGUCUGAACGGAGGUGUGUGUAUCCGGCCGAACUCCUGCUCCUGCCAGCACGGAUUCUAUGGGGCGCGAUGUCAGAAUGCUGUCUGCAGUCCGCCCUGUAAGAACGGUGGUGUGUGUGUGCGUAACGGUGUGUGUUCGUGUCCAGCAGGUUACUCCGGCACACACUGCGAGAAGAGUGUGUGUGAGCCGAUGUGUAUGAACGGCGGCAGGUGUGUGGGCCCAGGUGUGUGUGACUGUGUGUCGGGUUGGAGAGGGAGGCGGUGUGACAAACCAACGUGCCUUCAGAAGUGCCUGAACGGAGGAGAGUGUGUGGGACCGAACACCUGCCACUGUGGUCCAGGGUGGCAAGGAACACUGUGCCAAACACCGAUCUGUGAGCAGAAGUGUGUGUUUGGGAGUCGGUGCAUCAGGCCCAACGUGUGUGCCUGCAGGACGGGAUACACGGGCUUACUGUGUGAUAGGAAGCUUCCUAUUCGUCAAGGCUGAUGGAGGGGGCGGAGCCUGUAGUGAAGACACUGGCCACAGCUUGUUGCUUAGCGACCGGACUUAGAUUGCGCAUCUCACCUGUAAAUACCUGCAGAUGUAAAUUUAUGCGUAAGGGUAUAUGGUUUUAUACUUUUUUAACGUGUUUUUUAAAGUUUACGUUUAAACAGCAAGACUAAGCAGAACAUAUAUGUUUUCUAAUUCUGUAUAAAAGCAGCCAGACAUCUGUCUCGAUAGGAGAAAACACAGUAACACUCCAAACGUUUCAAUAUUUAUGCAUAAGUGAGCGUUUAACAUGAAAUCGGAGUGAUUCAGAGUGGUUUGGUGUGAAGUGGUUCAGAUGUCUUUACAGUGGUGGUGAUAGGA
Molecule: messenger RNA, 6213 nt
Organism: Colossoma macropomum (tambaqui)
Lineage: Eukaryota; Metazoa; Chordata; Actinopteri; Characiformes; Serrasalmidae
Product: von Willebrand factor D and EGF domain-containing protein
Biological process (GO): anatomical structure development
Cellular component (GO): cell surface; extracellular region
Molecular function (GO): signaling receptor binding; calcium ion binding
Source: RefSeq, a predicted model, not a curated record